AUGUUCGGAAUCCGAGGAAAAUUUCAUUGUGCAACAGAUCAUGAGAUAGCUGUUCCUGGAAAAUGGAUCAAAAAUGGCACGUUAGUGGAGUACGAAGUCAUCGGCACAAUUUGUCCAAUACACAAUUCAUCUGAAGGAUGUCUAAAUGCAACAACACCGAAUGUAAUAUGUAUUUGGUGUGAGAAAUGGAACACGUGCAUUGACAGAAAUCAUCGAGAUCAUCAUUUCUUCAAAGUGAAUGAUUGUCAUUUUAAGAGCCCGGAUGUUAUCGAUUCGACAACGUCGAUACCCAUCAAUCACAAAGGAACAACAUUGGGGAUCACUGAAGUUCAGGUUGGUGGAAACAUCAAUGAAACUACCAAACAAACUGAUCAAUACUCGGUAAAUAUUUGA
Molecule: messenger RNA, 393 nt
Organism: Schistosoma haematobium
Lineage: Eukaryota; Metazoa; Platyhelminthes; Trematoda; Strigeidida; Schistosomatidae
Exons: 4
Coding region: 1-393 (130 amino acids)
Source: RefSeq, a predicted model, not a curated record